AUGGUCGUCGUCUUCUAUAUUGCAGCUGGGGUACUCCUUCUUCCCUCUACUCUUCCUCAAAAUGUCGAAGAUACCACCCCGAAAACGCUAUGUAAAGGCGGCACAUAUAAUGAGGAAUACAUUCGUGACUACGUUGUCCAACCCAUCAACAAUCAUCGGUAUGCGCUGUUGAGAGGAUCUGAACCAAAUGGACCGUGGAAUGGAACAGCAUAUGGAAAGAAGUUCCCACUACCAAUGACUAUGAAUAGAUUGGAAUACGACUGCAGCCUUGAAGAGAAGGCUUUUGCUCUGUUGGCUGGCUGCUGUUCAAAGGACACUCCUGCCAGUCCGACUGGAACGACAGCCUUAACCUACCGCAUUGAUCUGGACUACGACGAUCCUGAGCUGUUCUUAGCUGUUUGGGGUUGGACUAAUCAGAUCAAUAAGUUUGCGGUCAGUGAUAAUGCGAUUGCCGACAAACGCGUUGUGUUCAAGAACAACGAUCGAGAUUUGUAUGACUAUUUGCACUUAAUGAGAGCCGUCAGCUCUAAAAUUGGAUGCGCGGAUAUAAGUUGCAGUAGAGGAGAUGUGAGGAUAUAUAGGGCAAUCUGCCUUCUCAAUAAGAAUCCUCUCGCGGAUGGUGGUGUCGUCUACAAUGUUGGAUUAGGCGGUUGCGCUAAGGGCGGGACGUGCCAAGAAGGGGUCUGCGAUCAGUUUGGAUUUUGUGAUUUGAGCAAAAAGGCUCGGUAA
Messenger RNA from Necator americanus (New World hookworm), 729 nucleotides. RefSeq lists its product as uncharacterized. The transcript has 7 exons. Lineage: Eukaryota; Metazoa; Nematoda; Chromadorea; Rhabditida; Ancylostomatidae. The record is from RefSeq and is a predicted model, not a curated record. The coding region runs from base 1 to 729 and encodes 242 amino acids.